Messenger RNA from Cylicocyclus nassatus, 282 nucleotides. The record is from the annotation of a GenBank genome assembly. Lineage: Eukaryota; Metazoa; Nematoda; Chromadorea; Rhabditida; Strongylidae.
AUGAGAUCUGCUUUCAUGAUUGCUGUCCUUACCAGCGAAGCUUUCCUCGGUUAUGGAUACGAAGGAUUGACUAAUAAUGAGAUAGAAGAACCGGUUCAUCGCAAUCCUCGUGCGCCCCCCGGUUUUCAACGUUUGUCAGGGAAAUGGUCCUUAGAAUACGAAGAUGAGACUCAAAAUGAUACUAUCAAGUAUACCGACGAAGACGAAACUAACGACCUAUGGGAGCUUCUGAAGAGAUUUUCUAAUUUAAAUGGUGGAAAGAUGGGGGAAGACCUCAAAUAA